AUGAAGUUCGCCAGAACGCUGGAGGAGGAUCAGCAGCCGGAGCUGUAUGCCCUGUACAAACAGCUGAAGAAGUCGCUGCGAAUCCUGGACAAUCCCGCUGAUGCGGGCAGCACAGUGGAGCCGCCGCAGCUGCCCUCCUCCUCAUCCGACGACGAGAUGGCGGGGGACGGCGGCUGGGACGCCGCCGCGGAGCCGCCGCCCGCCGCCGCCGCCGCCGCCGGCGAGGCAGCCCAGGCGCAGGCGCAGCCGGCGGCGGCGCAGGCAGGCGAGCAGCACGGCGGCCAGCAGCCGGGGCAGCAGCCGGGUGCGGGGCAGCAGCAGCAGCAGCAGGAGGAGGAGGGGGAGCGUGAGCCGGGGGUGGAGCGGCCUGACCCCGAGCAGGAGGCGCGCUUUGUGGCGCUGGUGGAGCAGUGCGUGCAGCAGCUGAACGAGGACUACCUGAGCAAGGAGGAGCUGCUGAUCAUCAAGGCUGACCUGGCGCAGUCGGCGGCCGCCGCCGCCGCCAGCCGAGAGGAGCUGCUGGCUGCCUACGGCUCCGUGGUCAACGUGCACGGCGAGCUGGUGCUGCUGUGCCACUGGUCCAUGAUGGCCUACACAGGCAUCGUCAAGGAGGUGCGCGACCUGGUGAGGGCUGCCGAGCAGCAGAUUGCAGCGCUGGGCGCACGGCUGGGCCUGGCCCCCGCCCUGGCCCCCACCGCCGGCACCGCCGCCGCGGCCGCCGUGCGCGACCCCGCCUCCGAGCAGCAGCCCCUGGGCGGGCUGCUGGACUGCGGCGCCGCGCCGACGCCGCCGACGCCCGCGGACGCGGAUGACCCGCAGCAGCAGCAUGUGCAGCAGCAGCAGCAGCAGCAGCAGCAGGAGGCAGUGGAGGUGGUGGCGGCCUCGGGGCGGUCGCUGCUGAAGCGGGACCGCAGCAAGACGUACACGCCGGGCAGGCCGCGCACCAGCAAGCGGCACGAGCCGCUGGCAGGCGCCGAGGGCGGCCAGCACACCACACCACAGAGCAGCGGCAGCAGCAUGCAGGCAUCCCAGGGGGCAGCAGGUGGAGGAGGAGGCUCCGCCCACCAGCAGCAGCGCGGCGCCAGCGGCAGCGGCACGCCCGCCGGCGACUCGCCCGCGGCAGGCGGCCCCGGCGACGCCGCCGGCGGCGCCCCGCGCCGUGCCUCCAUCAUGCAGCGCACCAGGGCGGCGCUGCAGCUGUGGAAGUCGCUUCGGUCUAACGCCGCCACGCCCUCCACAGUGGUUGGCCAGCCCAAGCCCCCGCAGCUCUGA
Chlorella variabilis is the source of this 1272-nucleotide messenger RNA. RefSeq lists its product as hypothetical. The coding region runs from base 1 to 1272 and encodes 423 amino acids. Lineage: Eukaryota; Viridiplantae; Chlorophyta; Trebouxiophyceae; Chlorellales; Chlorellaceae. Gene Ontology annotation, biological process: cellular response to phosphate starvation. The record is from RefSeq and is a predicted model, not a curated record. The transcript is spliced from 5 exons.